UGGUACAUGACAGUUUUGGGUUAAAGUUCAUAAGAGCGGCAGUGCGCGGUUCGGUCGUGCCGGGGUUUUAAUCAUAUCUCUUAUUUUGAAACAGAUCCCAAUUGGUUUUAUUUAAUUCAGGAGGAUGGCGUCAGAUUCAGGCUACGGUCAGCCUGGCGCUCAACAAAGCUAUGGCUCCUAUGGUGGAUCGCAGAGUUAUCCAGGUGGACAGCAGGGAUAUGGACAGGGUAAUAAUGGAAAUGGCUCUUAUGGUGCUCAGAGCUACAGUGGUUACGGGCAGUCGGGUGGAGAGGCUUAUGGCAGUUCAGCCCCGUCGUAUUCCUCUGGUGCCUACGGUCAGCCACCGCCGCAGCAGCAGCAGCAGCCGCCGCCCCCUCAACAGAGCUACGACAGCUAUGGGCAACAAGCCUCCGAAACCUCAACUGGAUAUGGUGAAAAGUCAUAUGGGCAACCACGCUCGUAUGGGCAGCAGUCUGGUGGGACCGGUGGCGCAGGGGGGUACGGUCAGUCGGGAGGCUCGUAUGGAGGGUAUCAGGCUGGAGGCGGGCGACGCAAUGAUGGUGAUAGCCGGAGGUAUGGUGAUGAUGGUGGCUCUGACAGCUCUGAAGGUUACAGGGGCAGAGGACGUGGCGGUUAUGACCGUGGGGGCUUUGACAGAGGUGGCAGAGGACCACCCUCCGGUAUGGGUGGUGGUGACCGUGGUGGCUACAAAAAUUACGGUGGAUCCAGAGACUAUGGUCAAAAGGAUGAUGGUGAUGGUGAUCAGGACAACUCCGACAAUAACACCAUCUUUGUCCAGGGUCUCGGUGAUGACGUUACCCCUCAAGAAGUGGGAGAUUACUUCAAACAGAUUGGAAUCAUAAAGUUGAACAAAAAGACCGGUCAACCCAUGAUCAAUCUGUACACUGAUAAAGCCACUGGCCGACUAAAGGGUGAAGCCACGGUGUCGUUUGAUGAUCCACCCUCAGCCAAAGCCGCAAUUGAUUGGUUUGAUGGGAAAGAUUUUAAUGGAAGACCCAUCAAGGUGUCGUUUGCUACCAGGCGGGCUGAGUUCAGUCAAAGAGGAGGUGGCGGAGGCGGCGGCGGUGGCGGCGGCAGAGGACGCGGUGGCGGUGGUUUUAGAGGCAGAGGUGGCUUUGGAGGUGGUGGUCCCUCAUUUGAUGUCAGAGGAGGAGACUGGCCGUGUCCUAACAGCUCGUGUGGAAAUAUGAACUUUGCCCGAAGAUAUGAAUGCAACAAGUGCGGUACACCAAAACCAGAAGGCGAUAGUUAUGGAGGCGGAGACCGUGGUGGCCGUGGCGGAUAUGGGGGUGACCGCGGGGAUCGUGGUGGUUAUAGAGGUGGCAGAGGAGGAGGUGGCUUUCGUGGAGGAGACCGUGGAGGUGGUGGAUACAAAAUGGGCGGAAGAGGAGAUCACAGAGAAGAGAGACGAGGCCGGCCAUACUGAAGACUUCACGCGGAUGCCAUUCCAGCCCGUUGCUUAUUGUAGGGGGGAGGGACGGGGUGUAGAUUUAAUGAGGGUAACUGGGAGAGGUUUGUGUGUGCAUACCUUGCAUGAGCAUCCUGCAUAUGGUCUGAAAUGAGCAAAUUUUCCUGUUAAUGUUGAAUCUACUAUGAGUAGAGAUGAUAUGGCAAGGGCAAAAACUGAUCUCAGAGCUCCUCUUCUGUCUGAGACCUGUGAAUCAAAUAAAACUGUCCACAGAUCAGCUUUAAAGGGUUGUUUUGCUCUAGGUGAAUGGGGGGUGGGGUCAGAUGUUUCUUGUUACUUUUUAAUUUCCUGACUUGUAGAAUCCGGCAUUUAGUGCGUGAUUAGAUUUGUGAAAUGCUUAUUGUUUUGUAAAAUCAACACAAACUGUUUUACUUGUUUUUCUUUUGCAUAUAUUAAACACCUUUAUGAUCUUAA
Messenger RNA from Paramisgurnus dabryanus, 1903 nucleotides. It is a transcript of the gene taf15, whose product is annotated as TAF15 RNA polymerase II, TATA box binding protein (TBP)-associated factor. NCBI's taxonomy places the organism in Eukaryota, Metazoa, Chordata, Actinopteri, Cypriniformes, Cobitidae. Gene Ontology annotation, biological process: regulation of DNA-templated transcription. Gene Ontology annotation, molecular function: RNA binding. The record is from RefSeq and is a predicted model, not a curated record.